CGUGCUGAAUGUGUUAAUUAAGCAAAAUAUACCUAACUUUUUAUCUUUUGGUAGGUUACGCCCAGUUUCUGUCUUGAUUUCAGUGACUUGAACUGUUGGAGUCGGCAGCUAAGUUCGAUACUACCACGCGCUUCCAGUUCCGAUCCCCAGAUUUUCUCUCGGGUCGGAAGUGAGAUUCAGUAGCUCCGGAGUCAAGAUGACAGCACUGAGGAUGUUUAUUACGAGUGCCGUUAUCAUUGUCGCUAUUGUGGCAAUUAACAGCGCAACAGCUCAGACGGACCUGAGGGAUGCGCUGGGAUUUGAAAGACCAUCGGCCAGAUCCAACCUGCGGGCGGCGUUCGUCCCUUACAGCACCCGGCAUCAGUUCUGGUUGUGGCCCAAAAAGACCAUCACCUACUGUUUCGAUGCCUCGUACUCUCAAGACGAGCAAGACCAAAUGACGAAAGCGAUGAGAGCGGUAGAAAACGGUGUCAGGAACUGCACUAAAUUUGAGCAAGUGGCUUGCAAUGUCACCAAAUACAAACUGAGAAUCACUCCAUUUGAAAAAGACAACAAAACGGCUGCUAAGUAUUGUGCCUCCUGGCCCGGAAUUUACAAGGCUUACUUGGCCGACAAAAGGAAGUCGGAGCAGCGCUUGGUUAUUGCUCGUGGCGACGAUGGAUGCAUGGGAACUCAACAUGACCUUAUGAAAAUGUUCACUAUCAGCAUGGGAAGGCGCAACGAGCAUCAACGCCACGAUCGGGACGAACAUCUAACAGUAAAUAUGAGUAACAUACAACAAGGUGCCGAAAUUGCUUUCCGACCUCAUCCAGUGGAAUCAUUUCUCUACAUUUGCAAUUAUGAUUACUGCUCAGUUACUCAUAACCAACCGAGCGACUUCGCAAAACGGGGACUGCAAAUGUUCACAGUGAAGAAUGCUCCGUUUUACAUACCAAAAACUGGCCGACUCAGUGGGUGCGACUGUAAAGAACUUACGGAGCUUUACGGCUGUCCAUCUACUACCUGCGAAUUCUUUGAUUGCGAGUCACAGCCUCCUCCACCAAAUUCUAUCCCUGCCGGCCCAGUAUCCUAAUUGCUCCCUUAUGGGUCGCCAACAGCUGAUAAUUAGCAGUGUGUACAUGCGAAUGGAGAUGUCAAAGAAAUGCUAGCACCACCACAUACUUAACUAUGUUCUAUGUAAAAGCAAAAUUAUACGGAAUUACAGACGUGCUCACUGUAGCCAAACUCUGAUGCUUAGUAGUGUCGCUAUGCAUUGUGAUACUUACGUACUUAUGCAGAUAUAAAAAAACUGUUAUUUGAUUUGUGCUCGCAUUUGAUCGAUCGACCAGGCUUAACGUCCCUGAUGGGUUCUCCUGCUCUU
Molecule: messenger RNA, 1360 nt
Organism: Paramacrobiotus metropolitanus
Lineage: Eukaryota; Metazoa; Tardigrada; Eutardigrada; Parachela; Macrobiotidae
Product: zinc metalloproteinase nas-8-like
Exons: 8
Coding region: 197-1072 (291 amino acids)
Biological process (GO): proteolysis
Molecular function (GO): zinc ion binding; metalloendopeptidase activity
Source: RefSeq, a predicted model, not a curated record